Penicillium olsonii is the source of this 1479-nucleotide messenger RNA. NCBI's taxonomy places the organism in Eukaryota, Fungi, Ascomycota, Eurotiomycetes, Eurotiales, Aspergillaceae. The record is from the annotation of a GenBank genome assembly.
AUGGGAGACUCCGAUGCAACGCGCCAAGAUGGCGCAACGAACACCAAUGCAAAGAAGCAUAUCUUGCUGAAUGCGUUUGACAUGUCAACUGUGGGGCACCUGUCUCCCGGGCAGUGGAAGAACCCCAAGGACAAGUCUGCAACGAAGCGAACAUUGGAAUACUGGAUCGAGUUGGCCAAAUUAUUGGAGCGCGGGGGAAUCAAUGCGCUAUUCCUGGCGGACACAACUGGAGGCCACGAUACCUAUGAAGGAAAGCUGGAUGAGUGCAUUCGUCGCGCAGCUCAAUGGCCAGUGACAGAUCCAACGAUUCCCAUCUCUGCCAUGGCCGCCGUGACCAAGAACCUCGCGUUUGGAAUCACGGCGUCAACGUCCUUCGAACAGCCUUUCUUGUUGGCUAAGCGCUUUUCCACUUUGGACCACUUGACCAAUGGUCGGUUGGGUUGGAAUAUCGUGACCUCAUACAAGAAGGCAGCUUUCAAGGCCAUUGGAGUCGAUACUCCCAUCGAGCAUGACGAGCGAUACCGCCAGGCAGAUGAAUAUUUGAGAGUCCUGUAUAAACUCUGGGAGGGUUCAUGGGCCCCCGACGCACUGUCCCCUAAUCCCGAAGCCGAUUCAUACAUCGACCCGGAUAAGGUCCGCCAAAUCAACCACAAGGGCAAGUAUUUUGCGCUGAACACACGGCACAUUGUCGACCCAUCUCCCCAGAGAACGCCAUUCCUAUUUCAGGCCGGAACCUCGCCAGCAGGGUCAGAUUUCGCCUCGACUCACGCAGAAGCCAUCUUUGUCUCUUCUCAUUCGCCCGAGGUGUUGCGACCCAAGGUUGCAAAGAUUCGCGAACUUGCUGCCGAGCGAGGUCGUGACCCUCAAUCUAUCAAAUUCUUUGGCACCUUCACGCCCAUUGUAGGCGAAACCGACGAAGAGGCGUGGGCCAAGUACGAGGAGCUGAAGAAGUAUGCAUCGGUGACUGGCGGCCUGGUGCUCUUCAGUGGGUGGACGGGCAUUGAUAUUUCCAAGAUUCCGCUCGAUCAGGAUCUUACGGCUGCAGACUCAUUGGAGGCCAACAAAGUGACCAGUCUGCUGGAUUCGCUGCUCAAGACUAGCAAGGAUGUCCCUCGUUGGACACCUCGCAUUGUGGCCGAGAAAGCUGCCAUUGGAGGUCUUGGCCCUGUGUCUAUUGGAAGCCCUGCUACAGUUGCUGAUGAGAUGGAACGCUGGAUUCGCGAGGCAGACCUUGACGGCUUCAAUGUGGCCUAUGUCACCACACCGGGUACCUUCGAAGACGUCGUAGACCUGCUGAUUCCUGAGUUGAGAAGACGCGGUCUAUACCCGGAGCUCCCAUCUCCAUCAGAGCCAGCUCUCACCGCCAGGGAGAAAGUGUUUGGCAAGGGUCAGAAGGAGCUUCGGGCUGACCAUGUUGGCACUCAGUAUAAGUAUGAUGUAUAUCAAGAGGAGGAGCCAUAUGAUGGCAGUGAAGCUUGA